AUGGCUCAACACUUUUCCACUACUGCUGUAAAGGGCCACUUGCCAUUUUUCAUUAGUUUGCAAUAUGGACUUUGGGUCGACGAGUCUCUCAAUAUUAAGCCUUCUUUCAAAGAGGUGGUGGACGUGUUUUACAAGGCAGUUGCAAGCAAAGUCGAUUUCAAGAACAAGGCGGAAGAGGUGAGAAUCGAAGUGAAUUCAUGGGCCGAAGAGAAGACUGGUGGUCUGAUCAAAGACUUUUUUGCUCCCGGAUCAAUUGACGAUUUAACUAGGCUCGUGUUUUCGAAUGCAUUGUACUUCAAAGGGGAUUGGGAGAAGAAGUUUGAUGUGUCGAAAACAAAAGAGCAAGAAUUCUACCUUCUCAGCGGGAGAUCAGUUCAGGCACACUUCAUGUCCACCGAUAGGUGGCAGUAUUUAAGGGAGUUUGACGGCUUCAAAGUCUUAGAGCUUCCUUACAGACAAGGUGGUGAAGAAGAAGGCAAGCCUCCUCAGCGGCGUUUCUCCAUGGACAUUAUUCUUCCUGUUGCGAAAGAUGGGCUGCCAGCUUUGUUGGACAAAGUUUGUACCGACAAUGACUUCUUGAAUCAACAUCAGCCAUACAGUAAAGUUGAAGUGGGCGACUUCAAAAUCCCUAGGUUUAAGUUUUCUUCCAACUUUGAAGCGUCCGAAACUCUCAAGGAGUUAGGAUUGGUGUUACCUUUCACUAGUGGUUUGCCAGAGAUGGUUGACUCGCCACCUGGUGAUGCUUUCAAGAUACUCCACAAAUCGUGCAUUGAAGUUAAUGAAGGAGGCACUGAAGCUGCAGCUGUUACUGCGACACAACUUAUGGGGAGUUCUCGUGUUCUUAAUCCUCCUAAAAAGAUAGAUUUUGUGGCUGAUCACCCCUUCAUGUUCUUCAUCAGAGACGAAAUUACUAGAACGGUGUUGUUCAUCGGGCAGGUGCUCAAUCCGCUCGAGGGAUGAUCUAUACAUCUUGAGUUAAAUGUAAGUUCACUUAGUACUUGGAUGUGGUCUGCAUUGCCUGUGAGUUUAAUAUGAAGACUAAACAGACUAUACCUUUAUAUAUGUUUAUUAAU
Pyrus x bretschneideri (Chinese white pear) is the source of this 1073-nucleotide messenger RNA. RefSeq names its product serpin-ZX-like. Gene Ontology annotation, molecular function: serine-type endopeptidase inhibitor activity. The coding region runs from base 1 to 960 and encodes 319 amino acids. NCBI's taxonomy places the organism in Eukaryota, Viridiplantae, Streptophyta, Magnoliopsida, Rosales, Rosaceae. The record is from RefSeq and is a predicted model, not a curated record. The transcript has a single exon.